Molecule: messenger RNA, 1320 nt
Organism: Aureobasidium vineae
Lineage: Eukaryota; Fungi; Ascomycota; Dothideomycetes; Dothideales; Saccotheciaceae
Source: the annotation of a GenBank genome assembly
AUGCUCAACAGGAAAGAGCUUCUUGUUGUGGACGAGGUGGAAUGGGAGAUCAAGGGUCUGCUCUCGGUAGAGUACACUGCCCAAUUUCUUGGCCGUGAUGGCAGUGAGCGUGAAUUUGAAAAUCACGUUAAUGAUCACCCGAGCUGGCGAGAUGAUGAUGAAGAACUCGCACUGCCUAAGCUUCGAAAGGACCUUACAGUACUACGCUACCCCAACGUUAAUCAGCUUGCUGAAGGCUUUCUGCAGAUUGUCUGGGAUGACGAAGGCCACGAAUGGGCGCUCAGCUCGUUGAUGGAGCGCAAUGUUGCUUUGGGUUGGCCGGAUGAUCCUAAUCUUUUGGAAUCCAACACUCUGCCAAACAAGCCAGUCCCCAGACAGAUCACUCGCGGUUAUCUACGAAGCGAGAAGAGGCCACGGAUCAGUGCCGAAGAUGAUGACGAAGACGACGAUUGUGAUCAGUUCACCGACUAUCUUGAAUCCGAAGAUAUCAUCACAUACGGCGAGCGAUGCGACCCACACACCGCAAUACCCAAAAGCGUUGCACAUUUUGAGAAACCACCAGUACCACCUAUGCCUACAGAUAUAGAAAGGACCAUAUCUGUCAUGACAGCUUACGUUGAGGUAGACGAAGUCAUUGACAGCAUCGGAAGAAAAUGUGUCGACUGCAAUCAUGUCAGGAGACCCACUGACAAGACACACUUCUCGUUCAAUCUCUAUGUCAUUGGUCAAAGGCCUGAAUCGCCACAACUAUUCUUUACCCUUCUCAACCAAAGAAUUCUGGAAUACAUACCCUUGAAGCUGCACGUGUACGUCGUGCCAAAUUUAUCGACAGCACUAUCGCAUCACGAAGAUGAAAUGGCGACUAGGCCUUUGUCUGGUAGAUUACCAAUCAAUUAUGCCGGACUGCCUGAGCAACCUCAAUCACAUGUUUUCCUAUACAUCGAUGAGCAUAUGAUGCGGCAUAAAGGUCCGAAGGUUGUCACAAGAGAUCCUGCCAUGGAAGGUCCAAUGCUUGAAGUCAUGCACGCAGGUAGCUGGGGUAGUACGGCGGAAAUGCUUCUCACCUAUUUUACCCUGUGCACUGAGACGCCAAAAAUCAUGGCUCCACUGGCCAACCCUUACUACCAGCCUCCGUCAAUUUCUGCAUCUGUGUCCCUAACACCGACACACGUGGGCUCCGGACCAUGUCGUGUACCUGAUGAGAUGCAUCUCAAUUUGACUCUUACCCUAAGCACCGCACAGACACGUAGCAUCGGCGCUCACACGCGUACUGCCACCGUCGCCUUCCUACUGGAAUACACCACAGAUUUUGAGUACUGA